UCCUUUGUUACUCUGUUCCUUAACCAUUGUCUAUUGCACUCGAACUUUCUUUGGACUUCCACACACACAGACGCUCUCUCUCAGACGCUUUUCAGUGAACCGAACACCGAUGGCGGUGUGGACAGGCGCCGCUCGCCAAUCCGCUUAUCUCGUUCGGCGUUCCUCCCUUAAAACGGCUUCCUCUGCUUCCCUUAUACAUCGGCGCGGUCUUGCCGGAGGAGGCGAUCAUCAGGGACCUCCAAAGGUGAACUUUUGGCAGGACCCAUUGCACCCAUCUAGAUGGAAAGAAGAACACUUUGUGAUUGUCUCUUUAGCUGGAUGGGGGCUACUUUUCUAUGGAGGUUACAAGUACUUCACUAAAGGCAAAAAGAACAAGGAAGAUCAGAAAGUAGGAGAAAAAUCACACUAGCUUUUCUUCUGGGGCUGUUCUAGAGGAAGUUCAAUGCGCAAACAGUCCUUAAAACUUUGACCUGUAAAAAGAAAAGUGCCGUUACUGUUAGUGAUUUCUGGAAUGGAGUGUUUUUUUUUUUUUUUUGGUAAUAAUGAAUUCCUGGCGUUCGGAUGGAGCAGUUUUCUAUGUACUCGCUGGAUAAGGAUGCUUUGCAGUGUAAAUUGUAAUAUGAAACGGGCUAGAUUUGGCCUGCUUUUGGUCGUUC
Molecule: messenger RNA, 656 nt
Organism: Carya illinoinensis
Lineage: Eukaryota; Viridiplantae; Streptophyta; Magnoliopsida; Fagales; Juglandaceae
Exons: 4
Coding region: 110-409 (99 amino acids)
Source: RefSeq, a predicted model, not a curated record